Molecule: messenger RNA, 1290 nt
Organism: Eruca vesicaria subsp. sativa (arugula)
Lineage: Eukaryota; Viridiplantae; Streptophyta; Magnoliopsida; Brassicales; Brassicaceae
Source: the annotation of a GenBank genome assembly
GAGAGUCCCACCGUGUUCUGCAAACAUAUCCUCGGUUUCAUUUUUAGAACCCUAAAUCUCUGUGGAUCCUUUUAACUAUUUAUAUAAGAAUCCUCUAGAAGUUGCUUUUUUUUAUGAGAAAUGGGCGGUUCUUCAGAGACAAAGAUCUUACAAGAACUCAUACUUUACGCGGCCAGCGCUGCUCUCAGCUGCUUAGUUCUCUUCGCCGGGCUCAGACAUCUCGACCCUAAUCGAGAAUCUUCCAAGAAAGCUCUAGAACAGAAAAAAGAAAUCUCCAAGCGUUUAGGCCGUCCUCUUAUUCACACCAAUCAAUACGAGGAUGUGAUAGCAUGUGAUGUGAUAAAUCCAGACCACAUUGAUGUGGAGUUUGAUUCUAUUGGAGGGUUGGAAACUAUUAAGCAGUCUUUGUAUGAGCUUGUGAUCUUACCGUUGAAACGACCAGAGCUUUUUGCUUAUGGGAAGCUGCUUGGGCCUCAAAAAGGUGUUUUGCUCUAUGGCCCACCUGGUACUGGGAAGACAAUGCUUGCCAAAGUUAUUGCUAAAGAAUCAGGAGCUGUUUUUAUUAAUGUUAGGGUUUCUAAUCUUAUGAGCAAGUGGUUUGGUGAUGCUCAGAAGCUUGUUUCUGCUGUGUUUAGCUUGGCGUAUAAACUCCAGCCUGCUAUCAUUUUUAUUGAUGAGGUUGAUAGCUUUCUUGGUCAGCGACGUUCAACGGAUCAUGAAGCAAUGGCAAAUAUGAAGACUGAGUUUAUGGCUUUAUGGGAUGGGUUUUCUACUGAUCCGAAUGCGAGGGUUAUGGUUCUUGCUGCAACUAACAGACCAUCAGAGCUUGAUGAAGCGAUACUGAGACGUCUUCCUCAGGCCUUUGAGAUUGGAAUGCCUGAUCGUAAGGAGAGAGCUGAGAUACUAAAAGUGACAUUGAAAGGAGAGAGGGUUGAACCUGAUAUUGAUUAUGAUCAUGUAGCUCGUUUAUGCGAAGGGUAUACCGGUUCAGACAUCUUUGAGCUUUGCAAGAAAGCAGCUUACUUCCCUAUCAGAGAAAUCCUAGAAGAAGAGAGAAAAGGGAGACCAUGUCCUGUUCCUAGGCCAUUGUCACAAUUGGAUUUGGAGAAAGUUUUGGCUACGUCAAAGAAGACACAAGUUGCAGCAGGGGAGUACUCUGGACUGAGAGUGUCAAGGGAACCAGAUGAUGUCCUAAGUGGAAUCUCAAAGCUACUAGUCUCUCAGUUUAUUAACCUUCAGUCAGAUUCUCAGGGUUCUUCAUGGCAGCGCGAACCCGAAGAAGAUUCCUGA